This is a messenger RNA of Gopherus flavomarginatus (Mexican gopher tortoise), 3253 nucleotides long. It is a transcript of the gene RPS6KA3, whose product is annotated as ribosomal protein S6 kinase A3. The record is from RefSeq and is a predicted model, not a curated record. Gene Ontology annotation, biological process: protein phosphorylation; intracellular signal transduction. The coding region runs from base 241 to 2466 and encodes 741 amino acids. Lineage: Eukaryota; Metazoa; Chordata; Testudines; Testudinidae. Gene Ontology annotation, molecular function: magnesium ion binding; ribosomal protein S6 kinase activity; ATP binding. The transcript has 22 exons.
GUCCGGGCGCCAUGUUGCGAGCGGAAGCGGGGAGUGAGCGGCGCUGAGGCAGGGUAGCUCCGCCGGGCGGGAGGCUGAGAGGACGCGGCGGCCAGAGCCGGGCAGGGCCCUCCGCUGGCCGGGGCGCCGCACCGCUACGCUCCCGCACUAGGGCUCCGCGCCCUGCCCUGCCCCGCCCCGGUCCCUCGCCCCGCGGGGGCGCUUGAAAGCGGAGCGCGGCGGCGGCGCCGAGCCGGGACGAUGCCGCUAGCGCAGCUGGCGGACCCCUGGCAGAAGAUGGCUGUGGAGAGCGCGGCCGACAGCAGCACAGAGAAUGGGCAGCAAAUUAUGGAUGAACCUAUGGGAGAAGAAGAGAUUAAUCAGCAAACUGAAGAAGGCAAUAUCAAAGAGAUUGCAAUAACACAUCAUGUAAAGGAAGGACAUGAGAAAGCAGACCCUUCACAGUUUGAACUUCUUAAGGUUCUAGGACAGGGUUCUUUUGGAAAGGUAUUUCUUGUCAAAAAAAUCUCAGGAUCAGAUGCAAGACAGCUUUAUGCAAUGAAGGUAUUAAAAAAAGCCACACUGAAAGUUCGAGAUCGGGUUCGGACAAAAAUGGAACGUGACAUCUUAGUGGAAGUUAAUCAUCCUUUUAUAGUCAAGUUACAUUAUGCUUUUCAAACAGAAGGAAAGCUAUACCUUAUUUUGGAUUUUCUCAGGGGAGGAGACUUGUUUACACGCUUAUCCAAAGAGGUGAUGUUCACAGAAGAAGAUGUCAAAUUCUACUUGGCUGAAUUAGCACUUGCUUUAGACCAUCUACAUAGUCUUGGAAUAAUAUACAGGGACCUAAAGCCAGAGAAUAUACUUCUUGACGAAGAAGGACAUAUCAAAUUGACAGAUUUUGGCUUAAGCAAAGAGUCCAUUGAUCAUGAAAAGAAAGCGUAUUCCUUCUGUGGGACAGUAGAAUAUAUGGCACCAGAGGUAGUUAAUCGACGAGGCCACACACAGAGUGCGGACUGGUGGUCUUUUGGUGUUUUAAUGUUUGAAAUGCUCACGGGUACUCUACCUUUCCAAGGGAAAGACAGAAAAGAAACCAUGACUAUGAUUCUCAAAGCCAAACUUGGAAUGCCCCAGUUUUUAAGUCCUGAAGCACAGAGUCUUCUCCGAAUGCUCUUCAAACGAAACCCUGCAAACAGAUUAGGGGCAGGUCCAGAUGGAGUUGAAGAAAUUAAGAGGCAUUUAUUUUUCUCCACAAUAGACUGGAAUAAAUUAUACAGAAGAGAAAUUCAUCCGCCUUUUAAACCUGCAACUGGUAGGCCAGAGGAUACAUUUUAUUUUGAUCCUGAAUUUACAGCAAAAACACCGAAAGAUUCACCUGGUAUUCCACCCAGUGCUAACGCACAUCAGCUUUUUCGGGGAUUCAGUUUCGUUGCUAUUGCAUCAGAUGAUGAAAGCCAGGCAAUGCAGACUGUUGGGGUUCAUUCAAUUGUUCAGCAGUUGCACAGGAACAGCAUUCAGUUUACUGAUGGAUAUGAAGUAAAAGAAGACAUUGGGGUUGGUUCUUAUUCUAUCUGCAAGAGAUGUAUACAUAAAGCUACAAAUAUGGAAUAUGCAGUUAAGAUUAUUGACAAGAGCAAAAGAGAUCCAACAGAGGAAAUUGAAAUCCUACUGCGCUAUGGACAGCAUCCAAAUAUUAUUACCCUUAAAGAUGUGUAUGAUGAUGGAAAAUACGUAUAUGUGGUAACAGAACUUAUGAAAGGAGGAGAACUGCUGGACAAAAUUCUUAGGCAAAAGUUUUUCUCAGAACGAGAAGCUAGUGCUGUCCUGCUCACAAUAACAAGAACUGUUGAGUACCUCCAUGCACAAGGAGUUGUUCAUAGAGAUCUGAAACCUAGCAACAUUCUUUAUGUUGAUGAAUCUGGUAACCCAGAAUCAAUUCGAAUUUGUGAUUUUGGCUUUGCAAAACAGCUAAGAGCAGAAAAUGGUCUUUUGAUGACUCCAUGUUACACAGCAAAUUUUGUUGCUCCAGAGGUUUUAAAAAGGCAAGGCUAUGAUGCUGCUUGUGAUAUAUGGAGUCUUGGUGUCCUGCUUUAUACUAUGCUCACUGGCUACACUCCUUUUGCAAAUGGUCCUGAUGAUACCCCAGAGGAGAUAUUGGCACGAAUAGGUAGUGGAAAGUUCUCUCUCACUGGUGGUUACUGGAAUUCAGUUUCAAUUACAGCUAAGGACUUGGUUUCAAAGAUGCUUCAUGUCGACCCACAUCAAAGACUGACUGCCGCCCAGGUUCUUAGACACCCUUGGAUAGUUGACAGUGACCAGUUGCCUCAGUACCAGCUAAACCGACAGGAUGCUCCACAUUUGGUGAAGGGUGCCAUGGCAGCCACAUACUCUGCUUUGAACCGCAAUCAGUCACCAGUUUUGGAGCCAGUAGGCCGUUCUACUCUUGCUCAGAGGAGAGGUAUAAAAAAAAUUACCUCAACAGCCCUGUGAAGUGACCUCAACCAGAUACUUGGUACCAUGGUAUAAGAUGAUAGCACAAAUCAUGGCGACAAGUAGCACAUAUCUGACAGAUUCCUGCAAGCACACUCUGUCCCAGCUGGUACCCAUAAUGCUGCUGCUGUUCCUAUUGUUGCUACUGCUUUCAUCUAUUCUCCCUUUAAACUGUUGAUGGCAAGUUUCUGACCUUUCUGGAGCUUUGGAUGAAGCGAAAAGUGGAAACACAAUGAAAAUGAACAUGUUCACUGAUUGAAUAAACUAGAAGAAUUAUGAAUGCCAACUCUAUCAUAAAAUACACUGAAUAAAGCACUCUGCACCAUAUAGCAUUAUUUUUAUAAGAAAUAUUUCUUGUCCCCUAAAAUAUUCUUUGUUACAUGUUGAGAUGGACAGUUUAUGUUAAGCACUUAGCUUAAACAAUCUGUUUAUAUUAGCACUGUAUACUUUGUGCCAUCCAACAUUUUGUAUGUUUUUGUAAACAAUUCAUAAGCAGUACUUUUCUGUGCUGUUUUCUUUAAUGUAUACAUGCCUUGGUUUAUUUAGAUUUUAUUAAUCAUUUUGACAAUUAACUCUGGUUAAACAGUUCACCUGGAUUAAUCAGUAUUGUUGGACAGCUCUAAAACAGCCUUGACUGUUAAAAAGCUAUUGAAUGUAAUAUUAUGAAUGUGUAUUUUUCCUUGUCUGUGUCUUUUCUACAUUUCCAUGUUUUUGAAGUUGCAUGUCUGUUAUGAAAACCGGAGAGAUGUUGUAGUAUUAAAAAUUUAAACAGUGGGUUUCUCACACA